Molecule: messenger RNA, 2109 nt
Organism: Penicillium alfredii
Lineage: Eukaryota; Fungi; Ascomycota; Eurotiomycetes; Eurotiales; Aspergillaceae
Gene: xanB
Product: isocyanide synthase xanB
Exons: 2
Coding region: 1-2109 (702 amino acids)
Molecular function (GO): oxidoreductase activity
Source: RefSeq, a predicted model, not a curated record
AUGGUUGCCCUAACUCCCGUUUCGGACACCACCCCGGCCUCAUAUCCACGCAAGGCCACCCCGGAUGGACUUGUGCCCUUGGAGACCAUCAAACCGACCGACCAGAUUCCAGUCACCACCAAGACUGCCGAGGUCGCCUCGACGGAAUCUGCCUGCGCCGAUCCCUCGACCAUCACCGCAAACGGCAAUGCCUCCACGCCACGCGCACAAAAGGGUCGCAACGACACCGUUGCCCACGCUACUACCUCUGACCCAUUAUCUGACGAUCAAGCAAUGACAUUAAAUAUCUUGAAGAUUAUCGAAAGUUACGGGGUAGAUUACGAGAAAAAUGGCGCCUCGUGGAAGGGCUUCGACUCGUUCGUGCCUAUGGUCCGCGAGCGCGUCAAGAGACAGGAGCCUAUUCGCAUGAUUUUACCUGCGUUCCCGUUUAAGUCUCCUAAUGCGCGCGACAAGGUGCUGGGCACUAUGCCCGACUUUGGAGAGGAGUUGGCCCUGUUCCAUCUGAAUGGCCUGUGUGAGAACAUCGCCCAGGUGUAUACGCCAGGUGCGGAUGUCUAUUUAAGUUCGGAUGGACUGGUAUACAAUGAUAUACUGGGGGUGCCCGACGAAACCGUCUGGGACUAUGGCGAGACGCUGCGUAAGAUGGCCGUCGAGAAGGGACUGCAUCAUAUCAAAUUCAUUCGUCUCUUCGAGCUACUUGAGCACCCGUGGUUCCAGUCGUCCAAUCCAGAGUCAGCUAAAGCAUUUUAUCUGGCCCAUGCCAACUGCCUCCGCCGGGAACUGAUGUAUCUGUUUGGUGAUCCGACAUUUGACGCAAACGAGGCCAUCAAGACGGACAACGACACCUGUCUGACGUACCGCGGAUAUAUCAAGUUUCUCACCAAGGACCUGGCCCAUCAAGAAGACACACAGGCCAUGUCGAAACGAGCACGACAGACGCAGAUCGCGCAGACGGCGCGGCAAAUGAUCAUCCGUGGGAAAAUGUUCGCGGCGGCCAUCAAAGCUAGGCGGAAAGACUAUGUGCGGCUGUCAAUCCACGAGUCCGCAGGCGAGCGCAAAUUGUCCGUGUCGCUUAUCCCGCAGGUGCGAGGGUCCCUCGGGUAUACGCCGUGGCAUUCGUGCGUGGCCGUGGGACUGGACGGCUCGUUCCGCACCGUCCACGCCGAAGACGUCCGCGACACGCACGACUUGAUUUAUAAGAACGGCCAGCCAUACUACUUCCGCGAGCGAUCCAAGCUCUUCGACUGGGCGGAGGAUGGCCUGUCCGUUAAGUUCGAGCAUCUCUAUCCAUGUGGGCUCAUCAUCUGCCCCGCCGAUAUCGACAACGUCAAGCCGCGGCCGUCCAUCCGCGCGCUCCCCAUGCACAAAGUGCGCCACCUCUCGCACAGCAUGUCGCCCGUGGUGUUGCGCGGCUUCGCCGAGAGCCUCCAGGAAGACCUGUACCUGCAAAAGGCCGAGGAAUUCGGCACGAUUCUGCCCUGGAACUUCGGCGUCAUCCAAAAAGUGCGCGAUGAAGGCCACACCGACCGCAUGGGCAACAACGUGACAUCCAACGAGCCUCUGCCCAUGCACUUUGAUGGCCUAUUCAAGUUCGAGGACAGGACUGACCCUGAAACCGGCGAGACUAAAAAAGUUCCCUGCCCGCCGGGCUACCAGUUCUUUACAUGUCCUGUGACAGCACCCAAGGGCAGCGGAUAUACCCUGCUGGCUAACUCACGGCUCUUCUUCCGCUACCUGCCCCUGCCCUGGACUACCGAGCGUCUGGCCAAGGUAACCUGGGCUCUGAGCAACGACGGCUACUGGGAAUCCGAGCUCACACAGCAAAAGCUGGUCGAGGAUCACCCUGUCUUAGGCGUGCCGUGUCUGCGCUGGCAUCAGCCGUGGGACUCUUCCAGAACCAAGUUCUCGGCGUGUGAAGUGCGCAUCGAGAACGAUGAACAGGGCUUAGUGGACGUUGUCAAUUGUCUCGUCUAUGAUUACCGGGUUUGUCUCCGUUUCGAAUGGGAGAAGGGCGACCUGAUGAUCAAUGAUAAUACGGCCAUGUUGCAUACUCGCACCAGUUAUACCAGCGAUUGUGACCGGGAACUGUGGCGAAUCCACCUUGAUUAG